Messenger RNA from Penicillium macrosclerotiorum, 285 nucleotides. RefSeq lists its product as uncharacterized. NCBI's taxonomy places the organism in Eukaryota, Fungi, Ascomycota, Eurotiomycetes, Eurotiales, Aspergillaceae. The transcript is spliced from 2 exons. Bases 1 to 285 code for a protein of 94 amino acids. The record is from RefSeq and is a predicted model, not a curated record.
AUGGACGUUGAUCACUUGGCCCCAGCUGCUGCCUUAGCGCUGUUGAGCAAUGUGAUCAGUGAUAUCGUUGCCUCGGAUCAGUCAACGGCAAGAUCGUCGUCGUCGCCGGCGCUGCUGACCUUGCGAUCUGCCGCGUCUCUCCGCCUUCGCGCCCUGGCGUACUUCAUCCCCGUCCAGAGAAACUUCCCUACAAAAGCCCUCAUCUUCUUCAUCAAACCUCGCCGCUGUGCCAUCGCUGUUGGCCCUUCCGACAUCGCCUGUCGAUUUGGCCAACUGCGCGGCUAA